Molecule: messenger RNA, 1110 nt
Organism: Colletotrichum abscissum
Lineage: Eukaryota; Fungi; Ascomycota; Sordariomycetes; Glomerellales; Glomerellaceae
Product: L-asparaginase
Exons: 7
Coding region: 1-1110 (369 amino acids)
Source: RefSeq, a predicted model, not a curated record
AUGCUACCCAACUUCCUCGCCACGGCGCUGGCCUUGGCCACGGUAACGUCCGCCUCCCCAAUCACCAGGUCUUCAUCGACAAACGCAUGGGAUCUGGACUGGAUAUCAACAGAUUCAUCCCUCCCAAAAGUGAUCAUCUACAGCGCAGGCGGCACAAUCCUCUCCGCCUCAAACUAUAGCCGCUUAGAUAACAUAGCCUACGGCGCCGGCGCCUCCCCAACGCCCUACGACCUCAUCGGAAACGUCUCCGAGGCCCUCAAGGUCGCUCAGCUCGCCGUCGUGGAACUCGAUGCCCCCGGCGGCAGCGCGGGGUUGAAUUCGUCGCUGUAUUUGAAUAUCAGCCAGCUUGCUAACGCACAGAUUUGUGCCGAGGGGAGUGAUGUAGCUGGUGCUAUUAUGUUUCAUGGAACGAAUACGUUGGAAGAGACGGCUUUCGGCGUGGAUUUGACCUUUAAUUGCUCCAAGCCGUUCGUCGCCACGGGAUCCAUGAGACCUGAUACGUAUGUCUCUCCUGACGGACACGCGAAUUUCUACCAGGCUGUUGCGGCUGCUGCCUCGCCUUCUUCGCGUGAUCGAGGGGGCCUAAUCGCCUUCAACGACAGGCCCUCGAGCAAGGGAAUUCUCGGAGCCUUUCUCGCGGGGCAGCCGUAUUACUUCUUCGACCCGGCGUACCCGACAGGACGGCCUUAUUUUGAUGUCACGGGUGUGACGGAGCUGCCUUCUGUGAUUAUUGUUUACGGUCAUCAGGGAUUUGAUGCUUCGUUGAUGCAUGCUGCUGUCGCCAACGGCGCAAAGGGUUUGGUGAUUCUCGGACCCGGCGCGGCAGCCGUGAGUCCCAGCGCCCGAGCCGCGGCCGCGGACCUGCUGGAGCAGCGGGGGAUACCCACCAUCGCCGUCGCGCGACCCGUCACCGGCACCGGCGUUCCGAGUCCCUUUCCCGGGCCGCUGAUCUACUCGAGUUACCUCGGCGGCGAACAGGCGCGUAUUAUGCUUCAGCUCGCUAUCGAUGCCGGGUAUGACAUCAAUGCGAUCCGGGGUUUGUUUGAGAGUCCUUUGAGGAGGACUAUCUAUGAUACGCCUGCGAACCAAAAGUUCUAUUACUCUAGAUGA